AUGGAGAAGGAGACUCUAGCGGAAUUACCAGACGAAGCAUCAAGACCCACCUACGACGAAGCCCUGAUGAACAUUAAUGCCGGAAUGCUAAAUCAAGAGGAUGAACUCGCCAACAAGAUAUCAACUGCUCAAAAGGAUACAGGCAAAUACCUAGGAGAAACAAUGGAAUAUUUUGGUGAUGACAAAGCUGUAUCAAAUCAAGUUGCACAAGAAAACGACAGCCCAUCACGAUCCAGGAGAAGAAUACAAACUCAUACGCAGGAACCUGAUAGGCAUAAGCAUGAAAGAGGAAGAAUCAGCACAAAUAACGAAAGCCCUAAACUCAUAAAGAAAAUGAUGACCGGUCACCCAAAUGAGAAUCUGAAGGAAUGCCUUGACAAUGACGAAAUUCUAAAGACCAAAAAUAAUAAGAGCAACAACAGUAAAGAGGAAGAUAAUGCUGGAGGAUGCUCGAAGGUGAAAAAAAGACAACACUUAUGUGAGCUGACCCAUGUGACGAACCCUUCAGCACAAGAAAAUGAUCAACCAUUACAGAUAAUUGAAACCAAUGAGGAGGAUAUAGCAUUACACGAAACAACUUCGCGGACAAUGAACCAGACCCUGGAGAUACUCAACCGGAUAUAA
Molecule: messenger RNA, 624 nt
Organism: Acaulospora morrowiae
Lineage: Eukaryota; Fungi; Glomeromycota; Glomeromycetes; Diversisporales; Acaulosporaceae
Source: the annotation of a GenBank genome assembly